Molecule: messenger RNA, 348 nt
Organism: Yarrowia lipolytica CLIB122
Lineage: Eukaryota; Fungi; Ascomycota; Dipodascomycetes; Dipodascales
Biological process (GO): RNA splicing; spliceosomal snRNP assembly
Cellular component (GO): U5 snRNP; catalytic step 2 spliceosome; U2 snRNP
Molecular function (GO): RNA binding
Source: RefSeq, a predicted model, not a curated record
AUGGACAACCCAGCUGAACUCCUAAACAAGGACAAGUCCACUCUCACCGACGUGGAGCUCCAAAAGCUCGAGGAGUACGAGUUCUCACAUGGCCCCCUGUCGCUGCUGCAGCGGGCAGUACAGAACCACACACAGGUGCUGAUAUCGUGCCGAAACAACAAAAAGCUGCUGGCCCGAGUCAAGGCGUUUGACCGGCACUCCAACAUGGUGCUGGAGAACGUGAAGGAGAUGUGGACGGAAAAAACGAAAACCGCCAGCGGCAAGCCCGGCAAGACCGUCACCAAGGAUCGGUUCAUCAGCAAAAUGUUUCUGCGAGGCGACACCGUCAUUCUCGUCGUUUCUGCAUGA